CCGCGCCGCACCCCUAAAGCAGAGGCCAAAACCCGCCGACGCGCAGGUCAGUGGCCACGACUACACACGGGCGCCAAAGCACACGCCGAGGAGCGGGGCUGAGCGCGGCGCGGCCGGCCGGCCAUGUCCACGCCCCACCGCCGCCUUGCCACCACCUCCCCGUCCCUCCGCUUCCUCGGCCUCCUCAAGCAGCCCGACGAUGCCAGCGCCGACGCCCAGGAGCUCGAGUUCGACGAGCGCGACGUCGUCUGGUCGUCCAGCACGACAACCUCCUCGACCUCCGCCGCCUCCUCGCCGUCCCCCACUCAGUCCCUGUCCGCCGGCCUCGGCCGGCGGCCCAUAUCGACAUCGUCCUGCCACUUCCCCGCCGGCAACGUCGGCCUCUCCGCGCUCCUCGCCGACGACCACGCACCCACCGCGCCCGUCCCGGCCGCGUCCCGCCCGGAGAGGCAGCAGCCCCCGCAGCCGUACCACCAGUCGGCGCCGGUCGCCGUGCCGGCCUGGCCCAAGGGGAGGACGACGACGAUGGACAGGCGUCGCCGGGAGGUUGAGCAGGAGGCCGACGACGACGGCGAGCUGGUGGUGCCGCCGCACGAGAUGGCCUCGCGGCGCGCCGCGGCGGCGUCGUCGGUGAUGGUGGGCGCCGGGCGCACGCUCAAGGGUCGCGACCUCCGCCGCGUGCGCAACGCCGUGUGGCGCACCACCGGCUUCCUCGACCUGUGAAAAAGGACACUCCACUCGAGCUGUUGGGCAGCUGCUUCUUGCUUAGUGCUGCGUGUGUUCGGUUUCGGUGCUGAAAAAGUUGGAGGUUUCGGUGCUUGAGUAUUUUGCAUGGAAAAAACUUAGGCCGAGAUAGGCGAUUAAAUGUGGUGAAUAGAUAUUUUAUAGUAUUUUUAGAAAUAUAUGGUUUUUUUUUCGCCUAA
This is a messenger RNA of Phragmites australis (common reed), 923 nucleotides long. Its product is annotated as protein S40-7-like. NCBI's taxonomy places the organism in Eukaryota, Viridiplantae, Streptophyta, Magnoliopsida, Poales, Poaceae. The transcript has a single exon. Bases 124 to 723 code for a protein of 199 amino acids. The record is from RefSeq and is a predicted model, not a curated record.